CAGGGGGAGCGGCCUCUCUGGAGGCAGACUCCUCCAGGGGCGUCCCCCUCCCUCUCUCCGCCUCCACCCAUCUCCAUCCUCUGGCCGCUCGCUUGCCCGCCCGCUCGCUCCCUUUGCCUCCCGUUCGCUUGCGGAUCCCUUUGAGCUGCGCGGUCCGACGGCAGCGGCGGCGGCGGCAGCGGCAGCGAGGGCGAGAGGCCGGAGCAGAGAAGCCCCGGGGCGGCGGCGGCCCGCCCAGCCCGGCUCAGCCGGUCCCCGCGUCCCUCGGCUGCGCCGCCGCCAUGUCCUCCUCGUCCUCAUCUCCAGGCGAGCCAUACGAGGAGCGAGAGUACGAGAGCCAGGCCAAGCGCCUCAAGACGGAGGAGGGCGAGAUCGACUACUCGGCCGAGGAAGGCGAGAGCCGCCGGGAGUCCGGGCCCCGGGGCGGGGGCGAGGGAGGCGGCCGGAGCUACUCUCAGCCGGAGGCAGGUGGAAGUCAUCAUAAAGUUUCUGUUUCUCCUGUUGUUCAUGUUCGAGGGCUGUGUGAAUCAGUUGUGGAAGCAGAUCUUGUGGAGGCUCUUGAAAAAUUUGGAACAAUAUGCUAUGUGAUGAUGAUGCCAUUUAAACGCCAGGCUCUAGUGGAGUUUGAAAACAUAGAUAGUGCCAAAGAAUGUGUCACCUUUGCUGCUGAUGAACCAGUUUAUAUAGCUGGCCAACAGGCCUUUUUCAACUACUCUACAAGUAAAAGGAUCACUCGACCAGGAAACACUGAUGAUCCAUCAGGGGGCAACAAAGUUCUUCUUUUAUCCAUUCAGAACCCCCUCUACCCAAUCACAGUGGAUGUUUUAUAUACAGUGUGCAAUCCUGUUGGAAAAGUGCAGCGGAUUGUCAUAUUCAAGAGAAAUGGAAUACAAGCAAUGGUUGAGUUUGAAUCAGUUCUUUGUGCCCAGAAAGCUAAAGCAGCACUUAAUGGAGCAGAUAUAUAUGCUGGCUGUUGUACGCUAAAAAUUGAAUAUGCAAGGCCCACACGCCUAAAUGUUAUUAGGAACGACAAUGACAGUUGGGACUACACUAAACCAUACUUGGGAAGACGAGAUAGAGGAAAGGGUCGUCAGAGACAAGCCAUUUUGGGAGAACACCCUUCAUCCUUUAGACAUGAUGGAUAUGGUUCACAUGGUCCAUUAUUGCCUUUACCAAGCCGUUACCGAAUGGGCUCCCGAGAUACGCCUGAACUUGUUGCAUAUCCCCUUCCACAGGCUUCUUCCUCCUAUAUGCACGGGGGAAAUCCUUCUGGUUCAGUUGUUAUGGUUAGUGGGUUACAUCAAUUGAAGAUGAAUUGUUCAAGGGUCUUCAAUCUGUUCUGCUUGUAUGGAAAUAUCGAAAAGGUAAAAUUUAUGAAAACCAUUCCUGGUACAGCAUUGGUAGAAAUGGGUGAUGAGUAUGCAGUAGAACGAGCUGUCACACAUCUUAAUAAUGUCAAGUUAUUUGGAAAAAGACUUAAUGUUUGUGUAUCUAAACAACAUUCAGUUGUUCCUAGUCAAAUAUUUGAACUGGAAGAUGGUACAAGCAGUUACAAGGAUUUUGCCAUGAGCAAAAAUAAUCGCUUUACAAGUGCUGGUCAGGCAUCCAAGAACAUAAUCCAGCCACCCUCUUGUGUGCUGCAUUAUUACAAUGUUCCACUGUGUGUCACAGAAGACACCUUUUCAAAGUUAUGUAGUGAUCAUGAAGUUCUCACAUUUAUCAAAUACAAAGUAUUUGAUGCAAAACCUUCUGCCAAAACACUCUCUGGCCUAUUAGAAUGGGAAUGCAAGACGGAUGCAGUAGAAGCCCUUACUGCCCUUAAUCACUACCAAAUAAGAGUUCCGAAUGGUUCUAAUCCCUACACAUUGAAGCUUUGCUUCUCUACUUCAUCCCAUUUAUAAGAAGAGAAGAGGAUAGCAUGUUAGGAGCUACUUUCAUCUUUCUUUACAAUUUUCAAACUACACUUUAUUUCCAAAAUCUAAAGUGGUUGAUCUAAUGUUGCCUUGCUCUCUUUUAAGACCUUGUAUCUUGUUUUAUAAUAAACAGAUUUCUUUUGGCCUCAAGU
Messenger RNA from Trichosurus vulpecula (common brushtail), 2065 nucleotides. It is a transcript of the gene HNRNPLL, whose product is annotated as heterogeneous nuclear ribonucleoprotein L like. The record is from RefSeq and is a predicted model, not a curated record. Lineage: Eukaryota; Metazoa; Chordata; Mammalia; Diprotodontia; Phalangeridae. The transcript has 13 exons. Gene Ontology annotation, biological process: mRNA processing; regulation of RNA splicing. Gene Ontology annotation, cellular component: nucleus. The coding region runs from base 282 to 1901 and encodes 539 amino acids. Gene Ontology annotation, molecular function: mRNA binding.